UUUUUAUUGACCAGCCCCGCCCCCUAGCGCGAGCUUCUUCUUGGUCACGCGGAAUGGCUCCUUUGAAAUUCUGCGCGAAUGUGUCGUGGAUCUUCACGGAGGUGCCGGACCUGAGCAGGCGGAUCCAGGCGGCCGCUGCCGCGGGCUUCCAGGCCGUGGAGGCCGCCUGGAUUCUGGACUCGAACCUGCAGGAGCUGCAGAGGGUCAAAGAGUCCGCGGGCGUGGAACUGGUGCUGCUCAACACGCCGCCAGGAGACCUGAAAGCCGGGGAUCUGGGUCUGGGAGCGGUUCCUGGCAGAGAGGCGGAGUUUAGACGCGGUCUGGACCAGACGGUGGACUUUGCUAAAGCUCUGAACUGUAAGAGGAUUCACCUGAUGGCAGGAAGGAUUCCUGCAGGCUCCUCCAGAGCAUCUGCUGCCCGGGAGAUGGAGGCCGUCUUCAUACAGAACCUCAGAUAUGCUGCUGAUGUCCUGCAGAAGGAGGAGAUGACCGGACUGAUCGAGCCCAUCAACACAAGAAUCACAGACCCCACUUACUUCCUGGACUCCCCUCACCAGGCGGCAGAGAUCCUGGAGAAGGUUGGACGGCCCAACAUCAAGCUGCAGAUGGACCUCUUUCACUGGCAGAUCAUGGAUGGAAACCUGACUCAGAACAUGCAGAAGUACUUACCUCUAGUUGGUCACGUUCAGGUGGCUCAGGUUCCUGGUAGGAACGAGCCAGAUAGUCCUGGAGAACUGAACUUCAAGUACCUGUUCAACACGCUGGAGAACCUGGACUACCAGGGCUAUGUGGGCUGCGAGUAUAAACCUCUGGGCUCUACAGAAGGCGGUCUGGGGUGGAUCAAGGAGUACUGGGCUCUUGGUUCUGAAUCUGGAGGAUCGAGCCUGAAGCUGUGACCCAGGUGCUUCCACUGGUUCUGUUGGGGUUUUGCAGUUGAAGAAAAAGGAAAAGUUUUGAAGAUCCAGUCCAGCUAAAUGAAAACCUGCAGGAUUUAAGGAUUUGCUGUAGAUCUUUCCCAAAAUGUUGUCAGCAGACCCAAGCCCAGUUAGCAGAUCUGAGAAGUUCUUUGUCUGACCUUCAGACUAGCGCUCAUGUUCUACCACAGAUAAUUUUGCUCUGAUCACUCUGUCCAAUUAAACUAGUCUUUUCUUAAACAAAUAUAUAAUAAAGUUUAAUUUUGAGAUGA
Molecule: messenger RNA, 1186 nt
Organism: Oryzias latipes (Japanese medaka)
Lineage: Eukaryota; Metazoa; Chordata; Actinopteri; Beloniformes; Adrianichthyidae
Gene: hyi
Product: hydroxypyruvate isomerase
Biological process (GO): glyoxylate metabolic process
Molecular function (GO): hydroxypyruvate isomerase activity
Source: RefSeq, a predicted model, not a curated record